Aspergillus novofumigatus IBT 16806 is the source of this 336-nucleotide messenger RNA. RefSeq lists its product as uncharacterized. NCBI's taxonomy places the organism in Eukaryota, Fungi, Ascomycota, Eurotiomycetes, Eurotiales, Aspergillaceae. The coding region runs from base 1 to 336 and encodes 111 amino acids. The transcript has 2 exons. The record is from RefSeq and is a predicted model, not a curated record.
AUGUAUAUUAGUAAAAAACCUUCUAAUCACUCUACACCAGCAGUCCCUGGCUUUCUUACAGCAGAACUAACAGAGUACAAUUCUAUAAUUAAUAAGAUGACUGCUCUUAAAAAAGCUAAUAUAAAGUCUGUAAAGGAGAAUAUAGUGAAGAGAAAGACUACCUUAGCAAAUAAUCCAGCAGGCAAACAACCUAAGCACAAUUCAGCUGCCACAAGUUCUGCUACUAGUGGUUCAGGCACUGGUGGUUCUAGUAGUGGUGCUAGUGGUGCUGGUGGUGCUGGUAGUAGUGUGGGUGGUUCUGCUAGUAGUAGCUCUGCUGCUGCUGGCCCAUCUUAA